ACGGGCGCAUUUGAAGCAAGGCUGGACAAGCUCGACACAGUGUCGAAACCUGAGUAUCGAGUGGCCAAUCACUACCGUGUACGCCCUGGGUUUUGUUUGUUUGUUUGUUUGUUUGUUUGUUGUUGCCGUGAAGAAUCUGAAGUUACCUGCUAAGAAUAGACACGGUGGUCUUAUUUAAAGUGUCCAGAAACAGAUCGGAAAAUGGCAUCUAUAGUGCGUCAUAUUGUUAAGUCUAUCCAAGAUGCAAUUUAUGCCUUCUUCAGAUUUUUCUUCCCAAAGAAACAGCCUGCAAUUACGCUGAAGGAUCCUAAUGUGAAAUACCCUCUCAAACUCAUAGAUAAAGAGAUUGUAAGUCAUGACACUCGCAAGUUUAGGUUUGCUCUUGAAAACAAAGAUCACAUUUUGGGGCUUCCUAUUGGACAGCACAUUUAUCUGUCAGCAAGGAUAAAUGGAGAGCUUGUUGUAAGACCUUACACUCCAGUUUCAAGUGAUGAUGAUAAAGGAUACGUGGACUUGGUUAUAAAGAUAUAUUAUAAGGAUGUCAAUCCAAAAUUCCCUGAAGGUGGAAAGAUGUCCCAAUACUUGGAAAGCCUUCGAAUUGGCGACUGCAUUGACUUCAGAGGUCCUAGUGGGUUGCUUGUGUACAAAGGAAAGGGAAAAUUUGCCAUUCGUCCUGACAAAAAAUCUGAACCAGAAAUAAAAAUGAUCAAACAUCUUGGAAUGAUUGCUGGAGGAACUGGAAUUACUCCUAUGCUUCAGAUCAUCAGGGCAAUCUUGAAGGAUCGAGAAGACAAAACAAUGUGCAACUUGUUGUUUGCAAAUCAAUCCGAAAAAGACAUUUUGCUGCGAGCAGAGCUUGAUGAAAUCGAUGAUAAGCGAUUCAAAGUUUGGUACACCCUUGAUAAGGCUCCCAAAGACUGGGAAUACAGUGAAGGCUUUGUCAAUGAAGAAAUGAUCAGAGAUCAUUUGCCACCACCAGGAGAAGACACUCUGAUUCUCAUGUGUGGGCCUCCCCCCAUGAUUCAGUAUGCCUGCAACCCUAAUCUGGAAAAGCUCAAAUACGAUAAGACCAUGACUUUUACCUUUUAAUUUACAUUUGUAGUGCGGAAGAAUUUUGCAGUAUUCAUAUAAUACCAGCUAUAGAUCACUCUUAAAUAAACAGCAGUGAAAAUAUAUA
Molecule: messenger RNA, 1177 nt
Organism: Polypterus senegalus (gray bichir)
Lineage: Eukaryota; Metazoa; Chordata; Cladistia; Polypteriformes; Polypteridae
Product: NADH-cytochrome b5 reductase 3-like
Exons: 9
Coding region: 202-1089 (295 amino acids)
Cellular component (GO): mitochondrion
Molecular function (GO): FAD binding; oxidoreductase activity
Source: RefSeq, a predicted model, not a curated record